AUGUCAAUCACGUCGGAUGGAUGUGCACCCUCGCCCCCGCUAACAUCGACCCAAGAAACGGGGGAUGUGCAGAAUCAAUUCGAGGAUCCGCCAUUCUCGACGUCAUUUCCUGCCUUUACGGCGUUAAAUCGGCGACGACGAGUGACUUGUAAGUUUUGUGACCUACCCAUUGGUUAUGCUGACAUUGGAAUGGUUCAUCUCGAAGCCCUGCGUUGUCAGAAGGAGUCAGGCUGCAAGAUCGCCCCAGAGGACGGUAAAUAUGUGUCUGUCUCCAUCGCUUCUCCAAUCAAUGUUAGCAUAGAUCCGCGCCAACAAACCGCCUGCGAAGCCUCCGACGCCGUGAACUCAUACUUGACCUGGAUUAUCGAGGAUGCGGAUGAAAACGCAUUUACUGCUGACAAAAUCAUCUGUGAUGGGUGUAAAAGUAGUCUGGGUGCAAGAAUCACGUCUUAUAAAAUGGUACAAGGUGAUUUGCAAACACAGGCAUGUGAUCCACCUCCUGGACGGGAGGAGCUAUGCCAGUGGUUUAGUUUCGCCCUCGACUGUGUCAAUAUUGAGCCGUUAUUUAGCUUAGUUGGAUUGAGGGAGCUCUCAUCCUGGUACCACGGUGGAGAGCGUUUCUUCCACACAUUCAAGGCUAUCGAGGAUUCAGGUGACCUUUCAAACAACUCUCGAACAUGGAUGCAUCCGCACGAAAGGAUGGGAUUGAUCGAAAAUUUGGAUAAAGAGAUAGUAAUUGAAGCGUGGCCAUUUCUUCUCAUGGAUCUGGUUGGAGCAAGUGAGCUGCCUCACGGCACUCUCAAUCAUCUGGAGAGAAAUAUGUUGGUCUACUUUGACAAUUUGGAUGCUUUCAUCAAGAGAUCCAAGGAGGACGGUGUCGAGGAUGACUCUGUGCUGACGCCGAGGGGAUGCUGCUCCGAGCUGGAGUUGAAUGAACCGAUGUCUGAGGACGGCAAAUAA
Hydatigera taeniaeformis is the source of this 960-nucleotide messenger RNA. The record is from the annotation of a GenBank genome assembly. Lineage: Eukaryota; Metazoa; Platyhelminthes; Cestoda; Cyclophyllidea; Taeniidae.